CCGGUCGCAUUUCAUGUCCGUCGACGCAUCCGAACGACAGGAUAAACAAGGGACUCGAGAGUGAGAGCAAAAAAAAAAAAAAAACAAAAAAAAAAGAACAACAGUUUCCAGUGAACACGUGACUGCGACGACGCGGUAUCACGUAACCGCGUGUCUACGACUGCUGAUCGUAGAAUAAUAAUAAUAAUAAUAAUAAAUUGUUUAAAGAGGGGAAAAAAUAAAAUUCAAACAAAUAAUGUUUGAUAGAUUAUCGGUACUAUUUAUACUGGCGGUGGCCGCGACUUCGGCACUUCCGGCCAGUGAUAAAAAUCCAGUUGAAAAUGAUCUCAUGGCGGCGAUCUAUUCGGAUUGUUUGAAAAAGGAUUCAAUGAGUUGUAUCAAAUAUAAAGUUUUUGCGUUUGUUGAUAAAAUGCUCACUGAUAAAGAGGACAUCACCCUCAGUGAGGGAAUUACUGUCGUCAAAACCGGUAGCACCGAAGAGGGCGCUCCCAGAUCAAUUGAAAAUACAGAUGUUGACACCCUUUUAUUUGACCGUUUGGGAAGAUUUCUUAGGACACAUUCUGUAAAAGUUGAUCUUAAGGGUAGCGACAUAUUGGGAGCCAUUGAAUCAGCAGGACGAAGCCUCGAGGAUAUCACCGAUGAUGGUACCGAGGAAGGACGAGGCAAAAAAAAAAAAGCGCAAAAAAUAUUGGGCCCAAUAAUGAUGGGAGUGGCAAUGAAGGCAGCAGCUUUAUUGCCCCUGGCAUUGGGCGCAAUUGCAUUGAUUGCAGGCAAAGCACUUUUAAUUGGUAAAAUUGCCUUAGUUAUCUCGUCGAUAAUUGGAUUGAAAAAAUUAUUGGCAUCAAAGGAGAAGCAUGUGACGUAUGAAGUGGUGGCACAUCCACAUCACGGUGGUAGCAGUCAUUUGAGUCACGACGACGGUGGUCACGGUGGAUUCUCAAGUGGAGGUGGCGGUGGCGGUGGUGAUUUUGGAGGUUACGGAGGUGGUGGUGGUGGUGGUGGUGGUGCCAGCAGUGGUCAUGGAUGGGCAAGAAGUUUACCCCAAGAUGCCCACGACAUUGCCUACAAUGCUCAUCAACCUGAGAUCAAGGCCCAAACCACGAAAUAGAAAGUUUUUUUUUCAUCUUCGUUUCAUCUGCUCUUAUAUAUAUAUAUAUUAUAUUGUCUUCUCUUUUGAUCUCUUUCCCUCGUGACCUUGUUCCUCGGUCCCUCCUAUGUACCAUUCCACCUGUUCCUCGCUUCAACUUUCUACGAUCUUCUACGUGGGACUUUCUAUUCCUCCGUCCUAUUCUCGAUAUCUUAUGUUGACCUUUUUUUUAUCCUCAUAUGUUUCUUCAUUCCUUAUAGUGUGCGAUUCCUUUUGAUGUUGGUAAUUAUUUUUUCCUAUAUUCCUUUUUCCGUUUCUGCUCCUUUAAGUAUUCUUUCCCCUAAUUUAUUUAUCUCUUUCCUUUGUAUUUUUUUCUUUCACAUUAUUUAUUAUUCAUUUCCUUUGUAUUCCUCAUUUCCUAUUUGUUUUCCACUUUUUUCUUUCCAUUUCUUUUUUUUUUUUUUAUUUCCAAUUGUAUUUUCCAUACUGGACCUUUAAGUUUUUGUUUAUUUUUACUGUUUUAACAUAUCCCUCCCUCUUUUUUUAAAAAUAUUUUUCAUUAUUGCGAAUUCAUUUUUUUUUUUAUUUGAAUUUUCGUUAUUUUUUUGUUAUCUAAUUUUCCCUACUUUUAUUGUUGCUGUUGAAUUUUUCGCUUUUGUUUCUUUUGUAUUUUUUUAUUCUAUUUUUUAUAUUUUCUUAUUUGGUUUUUAUUCACUGAGCUUUUUUUCUUGCAUUUUGUUUUAAUUUAAUUGCUACAUAUUUGCUUUUUGUAUAUUUAUAUUGGAAAAUUGUUUCUUUUUUUUUUAAUUCUCUCGUUUUUAUUCUCAUUACAAUCUUAUCUUUCAAAAAUUUAUUUCUACUAUUUCUUAUCUUGUUAAUUAUUUUACUAACUUUCGAAAUUUGUUAUUCUUUUUGUAUGUUCCUCAAAAUUUGAGGUCAUUGUUUUUUAUAAUUUUGUUUUAUUUGUUAUUUUUAUUUUGUUAUAAUAAUUUGUUGAUUUAUUUGUUUUUUCUUUGUUAUCAUGUGUUUCUAUUUUUUUUUAUUUGUUUCUAUUUAAUUUUUUUUUCUAUUUGUUUUUAUUUGCUGCUGUUUGUUCUUAUUUGUUUAUUUUAGUUUUUAUUUGUUAUAAUUUUAUUUAUUCAUUUUUUUGCUUUUAUUAGUUUCUUUUUGCAUUUUUUUUUCUUUUUUGCUUUAUUAUCGUAAUUCAAUUUAAAAUUUUCAAAUUCUGAAUUCGCUUCUAUUUGUUUUUUCUUGUUUCCCUGGUUUUUUUCGUGAUUGAAUUUAUAAUUUAAAAUGAACAUAAUUUCUUUAUUCUCUUUUUGUUAUUUCCUCCUUUUUUUGUAAAACAAAUGUUUUGCAAACUAUCCCUCUUCCACUUCCUCUUUAAUUUCAAUGUUUCCAGUUUUCAUUUUUCCUCUUUUCCUUCGAAUUUCCCCGUUUCUGGAAGUUUCCUGCUCGCAAUGUUAUCAGCUUAUAACGAUCUCCUGAAGCUCUUGAUCUCUCCUUCUCGAUCUUCGCCUGUCCCUUUCUCCAACUUGACUUCCUUCAUCGUCGAGGGUCAUGAGCCCUCGCCCUACUUCUCACUUGAAACCUACCUCUUUUUCUUGUAUGCCUGAUUUAUAUGCUAUAUUCCAUAAAUAGUUGUGUGCUCUUUAUUGGGCGCAUUCUAUAUACAAAAACGACUCGACAUAUGGAAGCCAGUAUCCGCGAAAUACUCUUUAUACAUAGACCAUUUAUAGUUACAUUGUUAAUAUGUUACUUGUACUAUUAUUUAAGAAUUAAUGAUAAUUAUUUAUUAAAUUUUUGUUGUGUGCUCGUAUUGAUGGUUGUAUUUUGACCAACGUUGUUUUUUUUCAAUAAAGAAUGGCGAACGGCGUGUACGUCUUGUCCCAAAGAAAUAUACCUGACUUUUAUAUAAUACAUAUUUUCAUGUAUAUUUGUGUUCUUCAGGUUACAUAUUUAUCAGCUGCAAUUAUUCA
Leptopilina boulardi is the source of this 3066-nucleotide messenger RNA. RefSeq names its product keratin, type II cytoskeletal 1. Lineage: Eukaryota; Metazoa; Arthropoda; Insecta; Hymenoptera; Figitidae. The record is from RefSeq and is a predicted model, not a curated record. The transcript has 3 exons. Bases 236 to 1108 code for a protein of 290 amino acids.